Messenger RNA from Hordeum vulgare subsp. vulgare (domesticated barley), 1027 nucleotides. RefSeq lists its product as uncharacterized. The record is from RefSeq and is a predicted model, not a curated record. Lineage: Eukaryota; Viridiplantae; Streptophyta; Magnoliopsida; Poales; Poaceae. The transcript has 2 exons. Bases 322 to 879 code for a protein of 185 amino acids.
CGGACCGGUGGAGCCAGCUCGGGGAGGCUACGCGUGCGCGUGGAGGCGGAGAAGGCAGAGCCGCACGCGGCCGCGGAGGCGCCCGCGGGAGUCGAAACCACAUGCCCCCAAGUCGUCUCCCCCAGGGCGACUCGGGCGACGACGCAUCUCGAUCGCGGACGGAGUGGCGCACGGGGGCGGGCGGAGAUGUCGUGGGCGAUGCACGAGUAGGGCCUCGAGGGCCCGCUGCCCCAUCGCCUUCCCCGCAUCGCCAAGGACGAUUGGGCUGUUUGCCGGGUGUUCAACAAAGACUUGGCGGCUGCGAAGAAUACGCCCCACCAGAUGGCGCCGUCGGUGGACGGGGCCAUGGAUGAGCCGCUUGCCUUCCUUGAUGUCGAUGGCUUCGCCAACUAUGAUGAAUUGCUCAACAACGCAGUCCUGCUCGACAACUCCGACCUGUCGAUGCUCAUGGACUCUCGGUCUGGAGCCGACGACUUCACUGCCCGCGCUUCGAGUUCCACCUCCAGCGAUGCUCUGCCGCUUGAGCCGGACACGGAGCAUCGAACUAUCAAGGCGGAGCCACCUAUGCCGCAGCAGCAGAUGCAGAGCCCCAACUACUUCUUCAUGCCGGCGGCGACGGCCAACGGAAACCAUGGCGGCGCCGGGUACUCACCCUACCAGGAAGCCAUGUGGGACCAGCAGACCGCGAUCCGCAGGCACUGCAAGCCGGAGGCGGCGUCUUCGUCGGCGCUGCUCAGCCCUUCGCUCGGCUUCUUUGUCACGGGCGCUCUCGCCGGCGCCGCCGACACCUCGUUCCCGAUGCCGUCGUCGCUGUCGUACGUCGAUCUGGAGGAGCUGUGCCAGGGCGAGCCUCUCAUGGACUACUCCAACAUGUGGUAGACCUGAAAUCUAUCCAUCCAUCUAUCCGAUGUACUGCUGGAUCGUCUCCAUUUGCUUGAUGGUAGCUAUAGAUGGUUAAUUUGAUUGGUGCUAGCUCGUGGAUUGAUUAGUCGCUUCAUUAACUUUCAAUCAAGGAUCGGGUUAAUUA